Messenger RNA from Marmota monax (woodchuck), 1044 nucleotides. It is a transcript of the gene Ocel1, whose product is annotated as occludin/ELL domain containing 1. NCBI's taxonomy places the organism in Eukaryota, Metazoa, Chordata, Mammalia, Rodentia, Sciuridae. Gene Ontology annotation, biological process: bicellular tight junction assembly. The record is from RefSeq and is a predicted model, not a curated record. Gene Ontology annotation, cellular component: cytoplasmic vesicle; apical plasma membrane; bicellular tight junction.
AUGGGACUCGAACCUGCGUUUCACGGGGACAGAGGCUCAGUUCGGACGCUGGGACAGGCCGCCCGCAGACCGCGCCCGCCACGCGCGGGCCACGCCGCCCCCCGCGGGACCCGCCCCCCAGCUCGGGGACCUGGGAGCUGCCCCUGCCGGAGGCAGAUGCCGGCCCGGGAGCAUUCCCGGGCCCGCGGCGCCCGGGGGAUCUCGCAGACCCGCCCGCCUGGCCCUGGGCCCCCGGGAACAGUGCCUCCAGACCACAAAACCAGCGCCCCCCGCCCGCGACACCAGCCCCAGCCCGCAUUCCACAAGGCCAGGCCCAGGAAGAUUGUAUUUGAGGAUGAACUAAAUCCCCAGGCCCUCCUGGUCACCAAGAAGCCUACUAGAGCCAUCCGUGCGGAGCAAAUGCCUAGGCCCCAUCCUUCUCCCGACUAUGAGCUCAAGUACCCACCGGUCAGCAGUGAGAGGGAACGCAGCCGCUAUGUCGCAGUGUUCCAGGACCAGUAUGGAGAGUUCCUGGAGCUCCGGCAAGAGGUGGGGUCCACACAGGCAAAGCUCCAGCAGCUGGAGGCCCUGAUGAGCUCGCUGCCCCCACCCCAAAGCCAGAAGGAGGCCCAAGUUGCAGCUCGCAUCCGGAGGGAGUUUGAGAAAAAGUGGAGGGACCCUAGCUUCCUGGACAAGCAGUUGCGCUGUCACUAUCUGAAGGCCAAACUGAGGCACCUCAAGACCCAGAUCCAGAAAUUCGAUGACCAAGAGGACAGUGAGGGCUCUGUGUACUUCUGAGUGUCCUGGAGACUGGCAGCAAGACCAGGGUAGGGAUCCCUUGGUUCUCUGCCCGCCUGCCAGCCUUUGGACUUGCCUUUCUCCCCUGGCCUGGUGAGCCUUGGCUGAUUGCAGGCUCUGUGGUCAGCUUUAAUGGCCCCUCUCCCAGGACCUCCCCUGGGAAUGCCAACCCUGACCUUAUGAGGACUGAGACCUCAGGCCCUUCGGUGGAAGCAGUGCUGCUCUCAUCCCACCAUCCUCCCAGGGGAAUAAAGGGGGAUCAAAGAC